Molecule: messenger RNA, 4044 nt
Organism: Tribolium castaneum (red flour beetle)
Lineage: Eukaryota; Metazoa; Arthropoda; Insecta; Coleoptera; Tenebrionidae
Exons: 5
Coding region: 101-4027 (1308 amino acids)
Source: RefSeq, a predicted model, not a curated record
AUCUAAUUGGAAGUGGCGGGAAAAAAAUAACCUAAAAAACAGUUACCUAACCCCACUUUUUUAACUUGAAUAGCAAAUGCUUCAGUAGCAUUUCUGGAAGAUGUUAAUCCUCCAGACUGCAUUAGAUGAGCAAAUCUCUCAAAAAAGUAUCAAACGUGAGGAUGUCAUAAGCUUGCUUACAUACUUGGCACAGUUACCUGUUGAAACACUUACAGAUAUAGAAUCCAUUUCAAAGUUACUGUUUCAUUUAGAAGCGCAACUUUUUCAAAUAAAUUUUGACAAUGAAUUUGGUAACUUGUUACAUAACCUCAAAAAUGACAACUACAUCGUCUUGUCAAUAGAUAAAAAAAAAUCGGUUAAAGUCUUUGUACGUGAGAAGUUUAUAUUCAAGAUACUUUUGUUUGUUUCACUGAAGUACAGGAAGGCUUUAUUCACUCAGUCUACAUCUUCGAUAACGUUUCUUCAAUUUAUUUUGGAAGAAAUUCUCGACACUAUUGUCAUUGUCAGACCCCAGUCUUUACAUUUAGUUAAACUGCUCGAGAUGGUUUUGAAAAAAAGGGGCGAUGUCUUGACUCCUACCUUAUCAGUCUUGGUUCUAAAAACGAUGGCAAAAGUGGCGUAUUCUCCUCUGACUGGUUUCAAACACAGCGCUCAAAAUGUCAGUAGGAUUGUAUUAAGGUCAUUGCCGCACAAUUGUAAGAAUUAUUUGUGCAAUUUUAACAACCUUCCAAUUAAAGGCAUCGAUUUGAACGAUAUUUUAAAAGAAUUCACGCAAAAAGAGGUCCGUCAUUUUUUCCCUUUCAUUAACAAGCAAAUUUUGAAACUCUUUCGUAAUAACACGGACAGUCGUGACGGCUCGUUUUAUUACGAAAUGAUAACAGGCUUUUGCACAUUCGAGGAUUUCCAAGCGGAAAUAUGGCCCUACUAUUACCCCCAUUUGGAAGAAUUCCAAGACGGGGAGUUCCAUCAAAGUUUAUUAAAAUACUGGAUUCCGAUAACCGUGAAGCAUUACAAAGCCGACUUUUACGAUUUUAUCGCAAUCAAAGACGCUGAUAUUUAUUUCAAAGCUCAUACGCUGCUAGAAAUCAAAAAAAGGGGGUUUUACAAACCGCAGUUCAACCCCGACAUUAUGCAUUUUUUUAACUGGGAAAAAACAAGCUCGGUGGCGCUCCGCAUGGUUUGCACGUUCGUCUCGAAAAAACAUCACCCCGAACAAAGUGCAGUACAAAUGGUACAGUUCUACCUCAAUAAUUACUCCUCGUUUGAGUUUCCUGCCGACGUCUUAAAAUCGCUAAAAAUAUUUAUUUCGCAAAUAUUUAUAGUCUCCCAUUUAACUCUUGCCAAAUCUGAGCAAGAUUUAAGCCCGCAGUUCUUGAAUUUUGUUUACCGCUUUUGUUUACGCCGGGUUUCUGAUCCAGAAACGUGCGAGGUUUCGGCCCAACUUCUGAAAGUUCUAUGGGACAUUGCCUGCGGUUCCUCUGCUGAUUUAGUAACGUGUUAUAAAAUUGAUCUGGACUGCGUUUACGAAGUCGGGGGCAAUUUCUAUUUCCGACAAUUACAAAGAAGUGGCUUUUGGGGCGAUCGUUUUUUUAAUUCUGAACUGACCAACAAGUUUGCGUUCCUUUUUGGCCACAAGUUUUAUUUUUGCCCCAAACUAGUCACACUGAUUAAAGAACGUUAUUUGGGUGUUGUGGAGUGUGACUUUGACUUAGCGACACUUCUGGUUCAAGUGAACGAGUUAGUGUGUUUGCAAAGCAGUGAAACCAUUCGUAUUUACACCGAUUUGGUGGUUGCUUAUCGCAAAUUAAGGAAAAAGCCGUUUUCACGUGAAAUUGAAAAAUUAUGUUCAAUUUUCAACGACACGGUGGAAAAUUUCGAUUUUGAGAAAAUGUUUACUUCGGUUCUAAUUUUGGAUAUGCUUAUUGUAACUAAAAGUUACGAUAAUAUCGACCUGGAGCGUGUAAUUGACAGGAGUUUAUGUUGCAUUUCGAAAAUUAUAAAUACGAAACUUGAUACCGGCUUGAACGCUAAGGAAACAAAGAUUUUCGAAGCUUUCAUCAACAACACUGUCGAAUGUUUGGUCACGUCAGAGAAUGACUGGCCGAACUUUGAUAAGGAGAGUAUUUUCACAAAUCUUUCGAAAAUAAUCACUGAUAGUAACUUGAAGCGGCCCGUGUCGUUAUCAGUUGGCGCCAUCCAAACUCUGGGCUCGAGUAUGGAAAAUAGCGCCGACAGGGAAAUUAAAAUAAAAUUAUUAGACCGGACGCUAAAGUCGCUUUAUCAUAAUAAACAAAGUGGAAAAAUUAGACGAAAUCCGGAAACGAGACUCGUCAUUCACGCUUUGUGUCUCUCGGAUAAGAAUCUAACUAAGCCGUUCCUGGUCUCAUCUUUAAAUUUUCUGCUUGAAGUGCUUUCUAACCCAUUAUCGCCCGAUUUGGCGUUAUCCUCGUCGCUGCACAGCCUCGAAGUGUUAGUUUCCGACAAUUCCAUCCACCAGCUCACUCUUCCCUUCGCCGUGCCAAUAAUACAAAACUGCAUCCAACUGUUCAAUAGAACAAACUGGAUAGUGAGAAACGCCGACUUGCAGCUGCUGAAGUCGCUGAUUGAGCGCUUUCUCGGGGUUUCCCUUGACGAGAACAUCCGGCCAAAGACAAUCGAAGACUUGUUUAUUUUAUUCCCCACCCUUGUCCCGCACUUUUACGCGGUUUUGUCCCAAAGCGAGCUCAGUGAUAGCGCUGUUAUCACACUCUUGUUUUUCACGGAAUCGCAAAUUGUCAAUGGCUCGCUCAUUGGGCAGUCGCUCGAGGGCGACUUCGACAAGUUUAGACACUUAUUCGUCAACAUCAUGCAGAAGUAUUCGAACAAUUUGGGUUUUUUGGCAAUCAAGGCUUUCACCUCGUUGUGCGCCCUUGAAAACAUACCGGCUGUCAUCUCGGAGAUUGUCUCCCACAUCCAGAGACACUUCCACGGGAUGCGACGAAACGUCCUGGCGAAUUUAAUCAAACUCCUCCGGGAGUUGCACCAAAAGUACAAACAGGGCUGUGUCCAGACGGACGGAAUUGUUAUUGACGAAGCCAUAAGUGGUUUAAUCGCUUAUUUAAAACAAUUUGAUUCGUUUUAUUUUAAUUUGUUGUCCUUGAGGCUGCACUCCGUCGAUGAAAUAGCAGUGACACUAAAUCGGGAAAUUAAUUACGAAAACCGCAUUUGGUUAAAUAACCACGUCCCGCACCUCUUACGAAAUGUCAGCCCAGACAGAUUAGCAAUUUUCCUGGACCGUGUUUUACAAACACCUGAGUUUUUACAAGUCCGGGUUUUAUCGAUCAUAGUUGAUCGAAUUAGCGAGAUUGACGUUGCGCCAAUAAUGCAGAUUUUGGUUCUGAAGUUGGGGGAAUUACCCGAUUGUAGCAAAUUCCUAAUUAUGUGCUACGCAAAAACCAUUUUGUUGUGUUCCGAGAUAGCGGAGCUGAAUUGCGACCUAAUCGCCGGGAUUAGACAGGAUUUUGGGACCGACUCUAUUUACAAAAUGUUUAUUUAUGUUCUUGUCUUGUCACAUUGCGACAAUAAGUCCGAUUCGGACGCGCGGUUUGUCACUAAAUGUGUGGGGAAAUACGUUGAUGCAAUAGGGGAUGAUGAAAUUUUGGGCGACUUAGCGUCCACUCUUACACACUUGUAUAAAUGUAGCUCGGCCGGUGACAGGUAUAAUGUGAUGAAGAUGGCCUUCUACUUGUUGUUAAGCAAACCGACGGCUUUGGAAAUUUGUAAAUUUAUUUCCCUAUUGACGAAAUUUCACUCAUCCUCUGUCCUGUUUAACUUUGCGAGCUUGUGCGACUUGGCGAAGUUAUCAACGUGGGUAGGCGAUAGAACAGUAGCUUUGAAACUACUGGGGGAGUUCUAUUGCUACGUUAACGAUUUGCCCGAGGAAGAGGCUUCCGAUACUUACUAUUUGAUCGAAAAUGAUUUGUCGCUGCCUAAACGAUACGUUAAGGCGAUGCUAGUUAGGUCACUGUCUGAUUGUAAUAAUUUAUAAAUAAAAACUUUUUUCCA